CAGACAGACGGCUCACACACACCAGUGACCGGCCGCCCGCCGCUGACGCAGCAUCCCGGCCGCACCUGUCCUCCAUUUCUGCUCCAACGUGGAGGUGCGCGGGGGAAAGGGGUGGGCGGCUAACCGGAUUAGGAUUCCGCACCCAUGGAGGCAGCCGUGCUGAACCCCGCUGUCAUGACGGACAGCAACACACUAAAGGCCGAGCUGGAGGUAAAGAAGCUGCAGGCGCUGGUUCGGAAGCUGGAGCUGCAGAACGAGCAGCUCCGGAGCCGGGCCGGCCCGCCUGUGCUCCCUUCCGGGGCAUACUGCCUUCCCAGCCCGCUCCCCACUCUGCUUUGUCGGUCGACCUUGGGCUCCCUUUCUCCCUCAGAGGAUCCCUUUGACUAUUUCCACUCUCACAGCGCGGAGGAAGGAGCUGACGGUGAGGAGGAAGAGGACCCAUCCGAACCAUCGGUUCUGGAUGAGCUGGAGCUGUUAGAUUUGGAUUCUCUGAGCUGCUCAGACGAAUCUGAUGAAACAUGGUUAUACGUGACGUCCAAGGCUCCAGAGACCACAAACGGUGCCCUCACACCUCUGCAGUGGUGCCGACAGUUUCUGGAUGGACCCAAGUCUGAGGUGGAGACAGCCAGGAGGUCGCUGUGCCUCCAACUAGAACAAGUCUCUAGGUGGCGUAGUUCCCUCUCCUUACCCACCACUUCCUCUCCUGGCUCCUCUCUAGUCACCGAAGAAUCUUCCAUCAACUCGUCCCCCUCAGCUAAAUCUUGCUCCACCCCUCAAUCUACUGUAGCUCCAUCCCUUUCCUACCCCCUCCACCCUGUCCUCAAUUGCACCUUAAGCCCCGUUGGGAAGAAGCUCUCCCCCGUAACUGAGAGGACGCCCACCUUCCUCCCUCACCGAGCCACUCGAAGCUGCAGCAUUCAGCGUUCUGCCCUCAGCCCGCAGUCAUCGGUGGACAGUGACCUCGGUGCGUCGGAGGUGGAGGACGACUCCAUCCACUAUGGAUACAAACUGCAGGACCUCACGGACGUCCAGGUUAUGGCCCGGCUCCAGGAGGAGAGUCUAAGGCAGGACUACGCCAGCAUGUCGUCCAUCCUGGCCAACCGCCGCAGCCAGAGCUUCACCUUCCAGCUCAGCGCCGGCCCCGACCUGGAGGAGGAAGACGAGGAGGACGACGAAGAUUACGGGCUCCUGCCCCCACCGCAGCCACGCCUCACCCGCCUGCCGCACUCCCACACUUUCUCCAGUAUUCGAGACUGGCGAAGAAGCACCAGUUCCCUGUGCACCCCUCCUUCCACCCCCUCCACCCCACCGUACCCUUCCGCUGGCUUCGCCUUUCAAGCUCUGGUCCCGGUCCAGCCGCAGGGGCUGGGCAGCCUCUGUUCAGCCGAGCAUCAGGGCUUGAGACCAGGGUCAGAUAAGUUGCGGAGAAGCAUGCCUAACCUUGUCAGAGCUCCCAGCAUGCCCAGUGUGCCCAUUCCCAGCAAUUCCACUGCUUCUUCUGCUUCGUUGCUUCGUAACAGCCAGAGCUUUGACUCAUCUAGUGGGCUUACCCGCCUGCAGUCUUCCAUCUCAUCUCCAGGCCAGCUCCAAAACAGGGUCCAGAGUGUAGGAAAUUUUGCCUCAUUGUCACGUCAACCACUGAAGGCCACUGCCUACGUCAGUCCCACCAUAAAGGGCUCGACCUCCACCAGCCUCCAGAGUCUGAACAACGUCAGCAGCAGCAGUGGGAUACCCCUGCUCAAUAAGCCUACAGCCGGAGGGACUUCCUCCAAUCCCACCACGCCACGCAGCAGCCUGCCACGCCCUGCCUCCUUUGUGGGCACCACAAGCUCCAGCCCCCGCAGCAAGGUGGCCCAAUCAGCACGAAGUUUAUUAAUGCCUCCAAAGAGCUUGUCCACCUUCAGUGCCCUUCGUGACAGCGCCUGGAAAGAUGGCUGCUACUGAUGGACGUGGCAGCAGCAAGACCCUGCUGGUUGGGGUGACUCGCUGCACAACAGCUAGGUUGUUGUUUUUUUGUUUGUUUUUUUUUACCAAAAAGGGACUGAGACGACCUUAAAUCUGAGAUCCUGCAUUUUAAUGUUAAGGAUUUCUUCGGAGAAGGCGGGUAAUUUAUUUAUUUAUUGUCUGCAAACAACGGCUUCACAACCGGUGAUUAUGUGCCAAAAGGUGAGCCGACUCCAGUUGUGCAAUAACCUGUUGGCUGUUGGUUACCUGUAAUAUAAACCGGCACACAGGGCUGCCAGUUUUUAAUGAAGUCAAUCACUUUUACAGUUUUUAUCUACUAAUCAGGUGUGUAGCUGUGGUAACGAGCACUGCUGAUGCUGCUAAAGUUUCCUCUUAAUUUGGGCACAUUUUAAUCUUUUUUUCUAUCUAAUAUUUCUGUACAAAUUUCACUGUGCAUAUAUCUUUGUACUAACCAAUGCAAUACUUUUUUUUUUUUACUGACCUAAAUGGGAAUAUCGUAAUGUUUUUGGGGAGGAAGUUGUUUCACUUUUUGUCACCAGAUUUUGAGCGUGCUAACACAAACUUCUUGCACUUUGUCGAAAUGCCACUGUUUUGGUUUUGUUAACUCGUGUGCACUUCUUUCACGAUACUCUGCAUUUAUUGAGUACAGCAAUUAAUUUAUGUUUUUCAAGGGAUGGUCUUCACAAUUGUGCAUAUUUUCGUGUUUCGUUUACCCUGAAUCUUAUUUUUGUUUUUCAUGCACUAAGGAGGCACAUCCUUCCCUAGCUUGGUCUUUUUUUUUUUUUUUUUUUUUUUUUUUCUGUGAUGAAAUGAGAAGCAUUUUAAUAAAAACUUAAUAAAUUCUGUGUAUAUGCUUUGUUAUUCUGAAUGUAUAUUUGUAAUAAAGUUGUUUCAGGUGCCA
Messenger RNA from Nothobranchius furzeri (turquoise killifish), 2866 nucleotides. It is a transcript of the gene slain1b, whose product is annotated as SLAIN motif family, member 1b. Gene Ontology annotation, biological process: positive regulation of microtubule polymerization; microtubule nucleation; cytoplasmic microtubule organization. Lineage: Eukaryota; Metazoa; Chordata; Actinopteri; Cyprinodontiformes; Nothobranchiidae. Gene Ontology annotation, cellular component: microtubule plus-end. The record is from RefSeq and is a predicted model, not a curated record.